GACGCUCGAGCGAGUUCUUCUGUCCUUAUCGUCAAGUGGGACGUUUGUCGAGGAUCCUUUGGCUGAACAGUGAAUUAAACAGCAGUGCGCCGUAGCUUAAAUAUCGUUCGUAUCGCCCCGAUUGACGCCGAUCGCACGCGCCAGCAGCAGCCACGAGCAAGGAGGAGCAUCACCAUGAGAGCCUACGUUACGUUAGCAGCGAUCCUCAUCGCCGGUACGAGCGCGCAAGAGUCGUUCAAGUGUCCGGACGACUACGGUUUCUAUCCGCACCACCUGUCGUGCGACAAAUACUGGAAGUGCGACAAUAGCGUCGCCGAGCUCAAGACCUGCGGCAACGGCCUCGCCUUCGACGCUUCCGACAGCAAAUUCCUUACGGAGAACUGCGAUUACCUGCACAAUGUCGACUGCGGCGAGCGCACGCAACUCGAGCCCCCGAUCGGGACGCCACACUGUGCUCGGCUCUACGGCAUCUUCGCCGAUGAGAAGAAGUGCGACACCUUCUGGAACUGCUGGAACGGCGAGGCCUCGAGGUAUCAGUGCAGCCCCGGUCUGGCCUACGACAGGGAGGCUCGAGUCUGCAUGUGGGCCGACCAAGUGCCCGAGUGCAAAGUCGAAGAGGUUGCCAAUGGGUUCGCGUGUCCGGCGGCUGGUGAGGUAAGCGGUGCUUCCGGCAGCUUCUCAAGGCACGCCCAUCCCGACGACUGUAGGAAGUACUACAUCUGUUUGGAGGGCAUCGCCAGAGAAUACGGAUGCCCCAUCGGUACCGUCUUCAAGAUUGGCGAUUCCGAUGGCAGUGGCGCCUGCGAGGAUCCCGAAGACGUUCCUGGAUGCGAGGACUACUAUGGCGACCUGGACCUAAAGAGCAUAAGGAAGAGCGAGCUGCUCGCGGGCAUCCAAAGCUCGGGCGAGUCGAGGAACGUGGCGAACAAGCCGAGCAAGCCGAGACCCUCCUCGGGCCAGACCGCCCGACCGGCCCAGCCCCAGGGCCAGGAGUAAGUCGGCUCCAGCCCUACGGCGGGCGAAGCGACGA
Ceratosolen solmsi marchali is the source of this 1030-nucleotide messenger RNA. It is a transcript of the gene Gasp, whose product is annotated as Chitin binding Peritrophin-A domain-containing protein Gasp. Gene Ontology annotation, molecular function: chitin binding. The record is from RefSeq and is a predicted model, not a curated record. The transcript has 4 exons. NCBI's taxonomy places the organism in Eukaryota, Metazoa, Arthropoda, Insecta, Hymenoptera, Agaonidae. The coding region runs from base 175 to 996 and encodes 273 amino acids. Gene Ontology annotation, cellular component: extracellular region.